Molecule: messenger RNA, 2418 nt
Organism: Labrus mixtus (cuckoo wrasse)
Lineage: Eukaryota; Metazoa; Chordata; Actinopteri; Labriformes; Labridae
Gene: cmasa
Product: cytidine monophosphate N-acetylneuraminic acid synthetase a
Exons: 9
Coding region: 6-1334 (442 amino acids)
Molecular function (GO): N-acylneuraminate cytidylyltransferase activity
Source: RefSeq, a predicted model, not a curated record
AUUAAAUGUUUUUUUCUGGGCUCGUCAUGUCCGCCCGGAAAAGAAACCUCUCCGGAGAAAACGGCGCGCAGGACGGAGCGCAUCCCAGCAAAAAGCUCUCCCGGCCGGCGGGGACGAAGCACGUAGCCGCGCUGAUUCUGGCGAGAGGAGGGAGCAAAGGGAUUCCUCUGAAAAACAUCAAAAUGUUGGCGGGAGUACCGCUCAUUGGAUGGGUGCUGAGAGCUGCUGUUGACUCGGAGAUGUUUGACAGUGUCUGGGUGUCGACGGACCACGACACAAUCGAGAAGGUGGCGAUAGCUUGGGGUGCCAAGGUGCACCGCAGGAGUCCCGAGGUCUCCAGAGACUCUUCGACGUCCCUGGACGCCAUCCAAGAGUUUAUCAGACUCUACCCAGAGGUGGAUAUCGUCUGUAACAUUCAGGCUACGUCCCCCUGUCUCCAUCCGUUCCACCUGAAGGGGGCGCUGGAGCUGAUCACGGAGAAGGGCUUCGACUCGGUCUUCUCCGUGGUCAGGAAGCAUCAUUUCCGCUGGCAGGAAGUCAAGACGGGAUCUGGGGACCUAACCAAACCGUGCAACCUGGACCCGGCAAACCGGCCGCGGCGUCAGGACUGGGACGGAGAGCUGUGUGAGAACGGCUCGUUUUACUUCACCACCAAAGAUCUCAUAGUGACGGAGGGACGACUGCAGGGCGGUAGGCUGGCGUACUUUGAGAUGCUGCCAGAGUACAGCGUGGACAUAGACGUGGACAUCGACUGGCCUGUAGCAGAACAAAGAGUCCUCAGGUACGGUUACUUCGGUCGGGACACUCCAGAGAUGGUUAACCUGAUGUUCUGCAAUGUCUCCGGAUGUUUGACUGAAGGGCGGAUCUUUCUGUCCGUCUCCGGAGAGGAGAUGGUGUCCAUAAACACCAGAGACACCAUGGGCAUCCGCAUGCUGCAGAAAGAAGACGUUGAGGUGGUGCUGUUGACCUCCAGCGUGGACCCCGUGGCUCACUUGCUGGCUGAAAAGCUGACUCAGAGGACGGGCUGCAAGGUGAUGCAGGUGGACGAGGAGCCGCUGGAUACUCUGAAGCUGGUGGUGGAGCAGAGGAAGCUGGACUGGAAGGACGUUGCGUACAUGGGUAACGAUAAGCCUGACGUGAACUGUCUGAACCUGGCAGGUUUGAGCGCAGUACCCAGGGACGCUCCAGUGGUCGCCAUAAAUGCUGCAAAGUACACCUGCCGAAGUGUCGGGGGAAAAGGAGCAAUGCGGGAGUUUGCUGAACACAUUCUCCUGCAGAAGGAAAAAGCAAAGUCGCAGAUGAAGCGCGACCGCAUCGACCGCAAGAACUUCUAAUUUUAAACGUUUUUUUAAAAAAGGAAAUCAGCAUGAAAGCGAGUUUAGAGCUGGUGAAGUUCUUUUUUUUUUUUUUUGCACGAUUGAUAGAAUAAUCAAACGGUGCAAGUGUACAUCCAAAAUAUUAUAAUAUGAGAUGCAUAUCAAAUUUUAGAAGUAGAGAUUGCAGAUUUAAAUAAUUUCACUUGUUUACAAUCAAGUCUGACAGGAUUCAGGUCUUCCUGUUCGCUUCAAAAUUUGAGAUUUCAAUGCAUGCUUUGAAGUUAUUUCCAAAUAGAAUGAAUCUAGUCAAGCUGUGAAUACCAAAACCGGAAUGAGAAGUUAACAAACAUGGAGUGAUUGUAGCACUUGUGGCUUGAAGCGGAUUCCUCCUCGUCAGUCGAGGUUUACCAUAAAUACACAUAACUUUAACGUAAAUGUAAACAAUGAAAACUUUAACCAGUGGACUGAAAACUGUAUUUUUUCUCUUUAAAAUCAAGAACAGAAGGACUAAAACUGAAUUUGCUUUUUUUAAUAUAUUACAUCAAAUAGUGUCGAAAAUAAAUCUUUACAAAAAAGAAACAGAAAAUGUGCGUUACAAAAUUGUAUUUGUAGUUUUUAGAAAUGCAGGUUUUAAAUUUGAAUAACUUGCUAUUUUAUAUUUUGAGCUGAAAUAUUUUUAAAUCCAGAUGUAGUUGUGAAAAGUCCUAAAUGUGUGUUGACAAGUCUUCAAUACUCUUCUACCCGUAAAUGUAAUAAUUAAUAUGCUUAUGCUUUAUGAACCACCUGCUGACAAGACAUUUUUUAUGAAAGGUGGAUCUACUUUUUGUGAAGAUUCUUUUGUCUUUCUGAUUAAUAUGAAGCUAAAUCAAUGAGACAGCUAGCUAAGCUUAGCAUAAAGACUGGAAACAAAGGGAAACAGCUAGCUUGACCCUCUAAAAGUACCACUAUCAAUGUGUCUGUACCUGUGAAGUAAACCUGUGCUACAUUUAGCUAAUAAAACAUGCUAGCAGUAACAUAUUUUUUAACCCUUUUGCCUUGUUUCCAGUCUAAAUGCUAUGCUAAUCCACGAAAACAUGCUAGAAGUAGCCUUAUAUUGCAAAUU